Molecule: messenger RNA, 2104 nt
Organism: Dicentrarchus labrax (European seabass)
Lineage: Eukaryota; Metazoa; Chordata; Actinopteri; Moronidae
Gene: brf2
Product: BRF2 RNA polymerase III transcription initiation factor subunit
Exons: 4
Coding region: 143-1474 (443 amino acids)
Biological process (GO): transcription initiation at RNA polymerase II promoter; transcription preinitiation complex assembly
Cellular component (GO): nucleus; transcription preinitiation complex
Molecular function (GO): RNA polymerase II general transcription initiation factor activity; TBP-class protein binding
Source: RefSeq, a predicted model, not a curated record
CCCCCUCACACCGGCAACCGAACGUUCAUUGGACGUUCAAACCGCAGGUGACCAACUGUCAGCGCGCGCACGGAGCCCACCGGCGUGUGUUCCAUAUCGUCGUUGUUGUUGUUGUCGCGCGCGGCGGCGGUUUGUGUGUGAGAUGUCUCGUGCGGGAUUGAGCUGCCCGGGCUGCGGAUCCUCCGACGUUGUGAGCGAUGAUCUGUACUGUCAGGCCCAGAUGGUGUGUGUGGACUGCGGCUCCGUGGUGUCCGAGGGAGCGCUGACCCACGAACCGUUCGGAGGUCCAGAAAUCAGCUACAGCCGAACCACAGCCGUGGCCAAAAGGCCGUGUCUAAACCUGAUAAAAGGUCUGCAGCGUGUGACUGCCAUAUGUCGGAUUCUCAGGGUCAACAAAGAGAUCGAGGAUCUCUCACAGACUUAUUUCAAUCAGGCCUAUCAGCACAGAAGUUUCAUCAAAGUGACCUUCCAGAAGAAAGAAGUUCUCGCUGGGUGCUGUGUGCUCGUAAGCUGCAGACUGCUCAAUUGGCCCCUCACCACGGGAACCAUCAGCUGCCUGCUGGAUGCCGACCCGAUGGUGGUGGGAGCGGUUUAUAAAGAAAUGGUCAAGAUUCUCAACAUCACAGCUCCGAUCGUCAACGUGGCGGAUGUAGUGGAGGCCCACAGUCAGGAGUACAAAAUUAGCUCCCUUCAUGUUCCUGAAGAAUUGGCUGAGAACUCCAAGGACUUGACCAAACGGGCCUUGGCCCUGGUGGAGCUGGCAGCAGAUACCUGGAUUGUGACUGGUCGGAAGCACAUCCCCAUCAUGAUGGCGGCGAUAUAUUUGGCUUGGCAGUCCUUGAAGCCCAACAAGCACCGCCUGAAAUUCUCUCUGGAAAAAUUCUGUCAGGUGGCCAAAGUACAUAAGCACAAACCUGCUUUGAAGAGAAUCGCUGAGAUAAAGGAGGUACUGUGUAAGCUGGGUAAGGAGAUUCCCUGGGUCACGGAAGCGGUGACACCAGAUAAUGUUGUUCAGCAGGUGGAGGAUAUUCUACAGCACAGGUACUCCCUGCUAAGGAGGGCUUUGAAAACCCACGAGGAGCAUCAGGUCAGCUGUGAGGACUCUCUAACUGAGGAGACUGCUCCCUCCCAAACCUCAGAGCUGGCAGAGCAGACACCAAAUGUAUCCGCUGUGGAGCAAUGUGAGCCGGACACUGAAAGGGCCCAGCUACCAGGGGAUGGAUGCGCAGUAUCUGAGCUGCACAGUGACAGUCAGGAGAGCCAAGAUCCAGCACCAGGCUGGGGGAAGAGAGUGCUGUUUGCUCCCCCGUGUGUGAUCCAUGCUAAGAAAAGGAGGGUGGAGCAGCCUGAGGUCAAGGAUGUGACUGGUGAUGAGGAAAUCUCCGACAGUGAAAUCGAGUCGUACAUCCGCACUCCUCGGGAAGUUCGAGAUUUUGCUCUGACACAAAAGAUAUUAGAGAUAGAGAACUCCUAACCAGUUGUGUACACAGACCAAUAUUUACUUUGUUGUUUAUAUGAGCGUAACCAAUUUUUUAAACUUUAGGCCUGUUAUUUAGUUAUUUAGUUAUUUAGGCCUGUGCUUCUUAUAAUUGUUUUUCUUGUAAUUAAAGUUAUUGGACACAUCAUAUUAUGUGCAAUCAGUCAAAAAUGCAGUUAACAAACUGAAAUAACUUUUUCAUGGAGACAUUUUGACAUGUUUCAUUAUGGAAAUCACAGGUACAAGUAAUGAAAUAAAUGAUGUCCAAGUUCCAUUUAGCUGCUUUGCUUUCAGGGUUCUGGUAUGCAUGGAGGCUCACUUUCAUGGCUCAGUGGGGCUAUUGAACAGAACUGAUCCAUUUUUAAUGUUCUCAGUAACACCGUUGCUUUUCCUACUGUGACAAAUCCAAAUGUCGGCUGAGAAAAGAGUCUUAUUUUGUCAAGCCUCUGAUGAAGCCUUCAUUGUGUUAACUGAAUAUCUACUUCUACCCAUAAGUAGUUUCAUAACACUUAAAAAAGUUUAGAAGGUAUUCCUUAUCAUUUAUAAAUUCACUAUAAACGCCAAUGUGACAUGAAUGAAUAUUGUUUGACUGAUUACACUAUUAAAGUCCAACCUUUCAGAGUAAAA